Messenger RNA from Plodia interpunctella (Indianmeal moth), 5057 nucleotides. RefSeq lists its product as uncharacterized. NCBI's taxonomy places the organism in Eukaryota, Metazoa, Arthropoda, Insecta, Lepidoptera, Pyralidae. The transcript is spliced from 7 exons. Gene Ontology annotation, molecular function: thiamine diphosphokinase activity; ATP binding; thiamine binding. The record is from RefSeq and is a predicted model, not a curated record. The coding region runs from base 177 to 1079 and encodes 300 amino acids. Gene Ontology annotation, biological process: thiamine diphosphate biosynthetic process; thiamine metabolic process.
CCCAUGUGUUUGAUGUUGGUUGAUGGAAAGAAGUUUCAUUUAAACUUUGAAUUGGUUUAAUUUUUACUACAAAUGCUAUGUACGAUUUGUAUUUAGUUUACAGAUGCAAUAAUUAAAAUCGUGUAUGAAUCUUAGUUUAUCAUUUUUAUAACUUGCAAGUGUAUUUGUUUAAUUUUAUGUUAAUUUGUUAUUUCAUCAAGUAUAAAAUGUCUAUGAAUGGAUUAAAUGUUAUAAAAAAACUAAAUUCUAUUUUGUAUAUGCAGCAACGGUUCUGCCAGGGACCAUGUGCAUGUAUAGUAAAGUGCUAUAAAUGGGAUAUCUCUGAAUUUAUUAUGGGUCCAUCAAGUCGUUAUGCUGUCCUUAUUCUAAACAGGCCAGUACAACAAAGUAUGGAAUUUAUGAGCAAAUUUUGGAACAAUGCAUCAGUAAGAGUAACAGUUGAUGGUGGCACAACUCAGUGGAAAAAGUUUCUAAAUAACAUGCCAGAAGAGAGGCAAUUAUCCAUGAAGAAUCCAGACCUAGUAACAGGAGACUUUGACUCAAUUCUGCCAGAAGUGAAGGAGCAUUUCACAAAGAAAGGUUGUAAGAUAGUGCACACUCCAGAUCAAAACCACACAGAUUUUACAAAAGCCAUUAUGGAAUUAAAUAAACACAUCAAACAAGAAAAAAUACAGAUAAGCCAUGUGAUUGCAGUCGCUCAAAACUCGGGAAGAUUAGAUCAUACACUAGGAAACAUCCAAACUUUAUUUCUAGUCAAAGAGAAGAAUAUUCUUUGUCCUGAAGCGAAUGUGUACAUAAUGUCAGAUGACUCCAUAUCAUGGCUGCUGUAUCCCGGAGACCACAUCAUCAGCAUACCUGAAGUUGUCAGACAGCAUAAAAGAGCAUGGUGCUCUUUGGUGCCUGUCGGCGAAGCAUGUCUGAGUGUUACUUCCAGUGGGCUCAAAUGGAAUUUAGUUAAUCAGUCUUUGAAGUUUGGAGAUAUAGUUAGCACAUCCAAUACAUUUGAUGGAUCUGAAGUGGUAAAAAUAAAAUGUUCCCAUCCAAUUUUAUGGUCUAUGAGGAUUCCUAUGGUAAAAUAAAAUUAAACGUGAGCUCGAAACAGAUUCCUACGAGGUACCUUUAUCACUAAGGCCUAUUGGUUUGUUAUUUUUUUAUACAUUUUGUGAUUGAAUACGGGUUUCGAAAAUAUUAUAAAUUAUAUAUGUUAACUUCACGCAAAAUCUGUUUAUAUGUUUAUUACGGUUGUGUUAAUUACUCUUAAUUUAUUAUAUUUGCUUGGGGAUUAAGUACAUAAAGGAAUAGCGGUACAGGAAAGGAAAUAGGAUUCUUAUAAGUUCAACUUUUCUAUGACUUAUGUUUUUACCAGUGAUUCAAUUUAACAUGUUCUCUCCGUAAAUUUUAAUAGUAUGCUUCCAAGAUUAAACCCUAUUUUAUGCUCAUUUUUUCCUUAGAGCUGUGCUACUGUAAUAAUGUAAAGGGUUGCGCCCUAACUCUUUGUCAUCGUGAAAAAUCGAGAGAGAUGAUUGACAUUUAUACGUGUUGAAAUAAAGUUAUUAAAAUAUGUUUAGACUAAUAUCUUUCCUUUCGUAACUAAUAACAAUACAGUUGAAAAUUUACAAAUUUUUAAAAUCACUUGAAUCGGAACGUGGAAACGGUAAUUUAGUAGUCAGUUUUGGGUUAGAAUAUUAAAUUCGCUGUUUGACGUAUCGAUUAAUGAAUGUUAACUAUAACAAUUUGAGAACUUCAUACGUGUAAACCAGCAAUUAUCUUAUAUUGGCUAUCAUAAACCGAGAAUAGCUAUAGAUAAGGGAAUGAGAAUGUUACGAUUAUGUAGUACUUGCGCGCGUGAUCCAGCCUACCCUGUAAAAGCCGGCACAAAAUGAGACAAAAGAUAUUAGCGCUCUGUCCUGUUUCUCCGCGUGUAUAUCUAGUACGUCUUUCUCUUGUAUGAGCAAAAUGUCGGUGCCGAAUAGACGCUGUCUCUCAAAAACUCUGUAGUUUUCUCUGUCUACACUGGCUAUCUUUUAUACUUUCCAAUAAUUAUCUCACUUGACAUCAAUUUAUGGCCGCCUCAUUACCACUUCAUGAGUGCUUAUGAUGGAAUAAGCUUCUGUAUUCGACAUUCUUGAAUGAGGUGUCGUUUGUUGUAUGUUUUAAAGGUAUGCUUUACGGCUACUACCCCUAGAUGGCGGUAGAGGUUAAAGUCGUGUUAGAUACCUUUAUGCUAUUAUUAUAAAAGACAGCAGUGAUAGGUUCUCGAUAUGUAAGAAAUUUAAUAAUCCAAAUAUAUAGACAAGUUCGAUUAGACUUACCAUUAGGAUAAACAGAUAUUGCAGUUUGCAGUGCGACACAAAAAAGGAAAGGAACACAGUAAAAUAUACUUACAUAAACUUACAUAAAUUACAAUAUAUAAUAGUACACAUACUACAAACUAUAUAUUAAUAAUGUAUAUGAUUUUUUUUAUAAGUUAGGUUUUUCUAUAACGUACCAAAAAGUCACCAUUUUUUGUCAAAAUUGACCAAUGUGGUAAAAUAUGUACACAAUUCACAUCCACAUACACCCAUAUCAUAUACACACUCACACACAACCUACUUAACCUACUUAAAAAUACUUUUUAAAAAUAUUUUAAAUUAUAAAAUUGUGUUUGUAAAAUUUCAAUUUUUUAUAAGGCAUAUUAGUCGAUGUUUUUGUGACAUUUUUUUUCUGUUGUUGGACAGUGGUGUCUGAAAAUCAGCGUUAUCUCCAACCAUUAUUGUUGGCGAUAAUAGAAGCUAAGACAUUCCUUUCCUCUUAAACUAAAAUAUCAUAAUAUGUUAAACUAUGUAUAAACUAAAGUUAACUUGGCAAUAAAGUGAUUUUUUAUUUGUUUAUUUAUAUAUGUGUGUAUACUUAUCUAGUCAAGAUGGUAAAUGAUCAUUUUUGUUCUGAUUGACCUGGGUCUGUGAUGUUUAUCUAUAUAUGAAUACUAUUAUGUUUAUGUGUGAAUACUAUUAUGUUUAUGUGUGAACUUAAUUUGGGGCUAACACAAUCAGUGUGAUUUGUCCCACCUAUAUUCGUUAUUCAGACUUAUUAGGUCAAUUUUCAAUCACGAAGUAUCUUUUGGUUCCUUUAAUUAUAAUUAUAUAUAAAAUUUUAUUUUAUUGGAUAUUUAGUUAAAUAUACGUAAUAAUUUGUUGAAAGUAAUAAAGAUGGUUGUUAGCAAUUAAAUUGUGAAAUAUAUUUGUGUAUGCUAUUUUAUUUUUAUAUUUACAUAAAUUGGGAAUUUAUUGGAAAAGUAUUUUUAGUUAUCCAUUGUACAUUCCAUUAGUUUAUAUAUUUUAUAUUAAUGUAAGGGCUAAGAAUAUGCUUGAAACUCGUGCUUUAAUUAAAAAAUACAAUGUAAGAGCGUUUACCAACUCAAAAACAGUAUUUUUCAAACCCUUUAAAAUGAUAAAUUAAAAUUUAAACAAUAUGAUAUAUCCAAUAUUUUCGCCAUGAUGUCUACCUUAAUUUAAUAUAGUAAUAGCUUCUAUAAGAACUCUUCUAAGAAGAACUUCUAUAAAGUAUAUUAAGUAUUUUGAAAUGUUCAAUAAUUUAUCGUUAUUAUAUUUUUCCUAAACAUUUGAAAACUAAAACUCUUUCAAUUCAAAUCAGACCGCCUUGACAUGCCGCGUUAGACGUUCAUAACAAAAAGCGGGUAAUUAUUACAUUAAUUAAAACAUAUUUGUAUUGUUGAUCAAAUAAAGCAGCCAAAGAAAUGUCGGCGAACAUGUGUCAAUACUAUGAACCAUUUAUGUCUUCGACGUGUGACCAAUGUUAAUUAAACUCAUGUUGUGAAUUGGUUAUUCAAGUGUGAUCGUAGUGUUUAGUAGUACUAUAAUCAUGCGACCGUAUAUGGGUAAGUACCAAUCCAAACGACCUUUAUCUCGAUGCUUUGUUAAAAUAAACAUCUAUUUUUAGCUAUCGCUUUUUGUGGCUUAACUAACCCGUUUUAUUUUAUGCUUACAUUAUAUGUGAUGUUCAUCUUAUUCUUUCGGUAAGAAAUAUUCCCAAGAUAAAGUUGAUUUCCUAACUCUCUCUUAUCGACGCAUGUUCCCGGUUGCGUUUGAGGCUGUGAUGCCGCGAAGCCCAGUGCCAGCGUAAAAAAAUAACCUUUAAAUUUUGAAUAUACUGCGUCAUUUUACAACCGGCCGCUUGCCUGACGUCCAACCUCCUUGGGAAUGCUAUUGUUUCCUUUCAGCUUAGGCUAUGUGUCCCUUAGUCGCCUCGUAAGCCUUGGUAUGUUCCUAUUUUAGGGCGGAACCACACACCACAAAGUUUAUUUCCUAACAUCGUUGUUUCGUUAACAAAUGUAAUUUCAAAUCAUCAAAACGGGUUUCGAUCUUUACGUAUGUGAGGCUCCGGUCGUGACGGAGCAAUGCUGCCCGUUGUUUACAUUUCAUAGCAAACACGGCGCGGUAUACAAUAUUUAAGGUCUAGAAGUAUAUUUCGUGUUUGUUGUUAAUUUAACAUACAAUGUAGAGACUAAAAGUUAAUUGUUAGAUUCAUUUGACAGGUUUUUGUUUUAUUUCAUAUAUUCAUGUGGGUAUUUUAGGCUACGUUUUACUAAUUGCAUGUAUGACAAUGGAUUACUGUGACUACUUUGUUGUAAACAAGUACUAAUACUAAUGUACCAUUAUAAUGUGAAAAAAUAUUCAUCAUCGCUAUGUCCAGGGAGCAUUUUGCUAAACAUAUUGGUCAUUAUAGCGUCACUACAGUAGUCGUAGGUAAAGACUAGGGAUUUACGAUUUCCACAAGAAACCUGCAUAAUUACUGCAAUGUUCUACUAUGCUAUAGGAAUUAUUAACCGAGAGAGCGAGGUCUACAAUUCUACUUAGGGCAAAAAUACAUUUUCUGUAUGUAUAUAUGUUUUUUUGUAACGCGAUAACUUUGGAACCGUUACGUAGGUCUGAUUUUGAUGAAAUUUAAAAGGUAUGUAGGAUCAGUCGAUAGCAUUUUAAAGUUCAUGGGACAACAAAAACGGUUAAGUCGUUUUUGAAAUAUUAACAACUUUGUAAGAAUGUAUUGUGUUCGCGAGG